CUGCCGCCGCGUGCCGACAAGUUCGGCACCUGCAGGGAAACGGCCCAUGUCCUUUUGAGUACAAGUCGGAUGAAGUACUCUCCGACUCCGUUUUCAAGGCCCAUAAUACGAUGCGCGAGAAGAAGCAGAUCGGAUACGUGGCCCUACAAGCGGUCAACGACGACCGGGUCACCCUUGAAGUCACCCUUGUGCGCAGACAGCACAACCAGCCGGAGAAGAAGGUAAAGGUCAGCGCCGCGUCGGUUCAGUUACUGCGCAUCGCCUGCGAAGGAGGCUCCUCAGCCGCCGUGUCCGAGACGGGUAUUGCGACCAUGGUCGGCCUGAAUGCUCACAUUCCUGUCGGAGUGCUCAGGCAGCCGGAUAAGCCCGAGAUCGUGCUGUACGCUCCACGAACCUGUGCCGACCACCCCGCACCAUGGGUGACGGCGCUAGCACUUGGGUACCGCAAACUGGACAAAGAACGAGAACUCGGUCAUCCGCUUCCACAACUUCGGCCACAGGACCGAGUUCCGACCUUGAAAGCUGACGGAACCAAGGAUCUUGAUUGGCUUGUCUUUGAGGAGGAAGACGGCGUGAUCUCUCCGCGCAAGAUCACAGCGUCCGACCUCCCCUGGCCCAGCCCCGCGAUGCCUGGCGCUUCGCGCUCUCCUUACCGCUUGCGCUCGCGUCCUCGUGCCAUUGGCGAUGGCCCUAUGGCAGCCGCUCGUGCUCUUGAGACGCUCACGGUCUCAGAAGGGACGUCUGCCCCGAGUACGCCGACUCCAUCUUCGCGCAGGAAAUAUCGGCCGCAGUGAAUCGUGUCGUAUGGCCGCCAGCCGCCAGAUGACCGUUCCGUACUUCACCUCUUAGCGGAUGAUCCCCAGCACCAGACCAACUUCCGCCCCGUGUGCGGUAACGAUAACAAUAGUGACCGCGCACCCCUGUCCACACCACACCAUAUAUGCCUGCGCGCCACGCUGGCGUCAGUCGAGCAUGAUCUCGCAGGACGUCACCUUCCCCCUCCUUGUAGCACUGGCCGUUGCUUGCCCGCACCGCAGAGCCCGACGACGUCGGCAUCGCCGCAAUGUGUAGGUGAGAACCACGUCGUA
This is a messenger RNA of Cutaneotrichosporon oleaginosum, 1088 nucleotides long. RefSeq lists its product as uncharacterized. The record is from RefSeq and is a predicted model, not a curated record. NCBI's taxonomy places the organism in Eukaryota, Fungi, Basidiomycota, Tremellomycetes, Trichosporonales, Trichosporonaceae.